This is a messenger RNA of Ziziphus jujuba (common jujube), 3379 nucleotides long. Its product is annotated as U-box domain-containing protein 44. NCBI's taxonomy places the organism in Eukaryota, Viridiplantae, Streptophyta, Magnoliopsida, Rosales, Rhamnaceae. Gene Ontology annotation, biological process: protein ubiquitination. The transcript has 4 exons. Gene Ontology annotation, molecular function: protein binding; ubiquitin-protein transferase activity. Bases 720 to 3161 code for a protein of 813 amino acids. The record is from RefSeq and is a predicted model, not a curated record.
AAUUCGCCUGCGAUCCUGUUUUUAUAUCAUUAUUAUUUGCUAAUAAAGAUAACAUUUUUGAUAAAUAUUUUUUUUUUUUGGUCACAAUAAUGGUCAUUUCUCAUUCAUAACCAAAAUUAAGUAAUUAUAUUGGUUAGGAAGCUUCAGUUUAAGGAACCAAAAAAAAAAAAAAAAGUAGGUGAACAAAAAAUGGCAGAAUAAGCCAGGCUGGUGUUGCUUUAGAAGAAGUGGGGUCAGCGGCUGGUGACGCUGGCUCCACACUCUCUCUCCGAUGACUGUUGGCGUCCAGUCAACUUUCUCUUCCUCUAGUUGUUUAUUCAAUGUUUUUCCUUUUUUUUUUUAAAAAAUUAUUUUUAUUUUUAUCUUUUUGUUGGGUUUCGCUGUUCAUACCACGAGCUCCUCCUCCUUCGCUGUUGUUUUUUUCCUUUCGCUCCUUUUUUGUUUUUUUGUUUUUGUUUUGUUUUGUUUUUUUUUUUGUUCUCUCUCAUUCUCAAUCCAAUUCAAAGGAAGAAGAAAGAAGACGACCCAAAAUUUAGGUUCCUCUUCUCCAUGGAUGCAGAGGACUUCUUCUUCGUUUCCGGCAUGCUCAGAGAUUCCACCUUAGUCAGUUUGUCAGGUUCUCAGACUAAGAACUAGGGCUUUUCAUCCGAGCGUCCUUCCCUUCAAGGAUUCGUUGUGACAAGAAUCAAAAGUUUGUUGCAGUGGGCAAGUAAGGUCAGAUGGCUGAAAAUUGGGACGGAAGUUAUGACCCUGGCAGCCAGUCAGAUGACAGCUAUCAUUUUGAGAGACUACAUAUUGAGCCAAUUUAUGAUGCAUUUGUAUGCCCUUUAACAAAACUAGUCAUGCGUGAUCCUGUUACCUUAGAAAAUGGGCAAACAUUUGAGCGCGAAUCAAUAGAAAAAUGGUUCAAGGAAUGCAGGGAGAGUGGAAGGAAGUUGGUCUGCCCAUUGACUCUGAAAGAAUUGAAAAGCACAGAUCUGAAGCCUAGUAUAGCAUUGCGAAAUACCAUUGAAGAGUGGACUGCUAGGAAUGAAGCUGCUCAGCUUGACAUGGCUCGCAGGUCACUGAAUCUGAGCAGUUCAGAAAGUGAUGUUCUACUGGCCUUGAAGUAUGUUCAGCAUAUCUGCCAAAAAAGCCGGGCAAAUAAGCAUAUUGCACGCAGUGCAGGGUUGAUACCCAUGAUUGUUGACAUGUUGAAGAGCAGCAGCCGUAAAGUCAGGUGUAAAGUUUUGGAAACUUUACGAAUUGUAGUUGAGGAAAAUGAUGAGAAUAAGGAAAUGUUGGCUGAGGGAGACACUGUUCGUACUAUUGUAAAGUUCUUAUCUCAUGAGCAGUCCAAAGAGAGGGAGGAAGCUGUUUCUUUGCUGUAUGAGCUUUCAAAAUCUGAAGUCCUGUCUGAGAAGAUUGGUUCAAUUAAUGGUGCGAUUCUUAUGUUGGUUGGAAUGACAAGUAGCAAAUCAGAGAAUAUUCUGACUGUUGAGAAGGCUGAUAAAAUGCUAGAAAAUCUAGAGAGGUGCGAGAACAAUGUGCGGCAGAUGGCUGAAAAUGGUAGACUAAAGCCUCUUCUGACACAAAUUCUUGAAGGGCCUCCCGAAACUAAACUAUCCAUGGCGAAUUUUCUUGGUGAAUUGGUUUUGAACAAUGAUGUAAAAGUCCAAGUGGCUAAAACUGUGGGUUCAUCUUUGAUCAAUAUCAUGAAAAGUGGUAAUAUGCAGUCCAGAGAAGCUGCUUUGAAAGCCUUAAACCAAAUCUCAUCUUGUGAGCCAAGUUCCAAGGUGCUGCUAGAGGCAGGAAUACUCCCUCCUCUAGUCAAGGACCUUUUUGCUGUUGGUGCUAAUCAGCUACCCAUGCGACUAAAAGAGGUCUCUGCAACAAUUCUUGCCAAUGUGGUGAACUCAGGCUAUGACUUUGAUUCCAUUCCAGUUGGAUCUGAUCACCAGACUCUAGUGUCAGAAGACAUAGUCUGUAGCCUGCUACAUCUCAUUAGCAAUACUGGCCCAGGAAUUGAGUGCAAGCUGCUUCAGGUUCUUGUUGGACUCACUAGCAGUUCCUCUACUGUUCUGAAUGUUGUGGCUGCCAUUAAAAGCUCAGGUGCCAUUAUCAGUUUGGUUCAGUUUAUCGAGGCUCCACAAAAAGAUUUGCGUGUAGCUUCUGUAAGACUUCUCCAGCACCUCUCUCCACAUAUGGGUCAAGAACUAGCUGAUGCCUUACGAGGGACAGUGGGCCAGCUUGGAAGCCUAAUUAAAGUCAUAUCAGAAAAUAUCGGAAUCACUGAAGAGCAAGCUGCAGCUGUUGGCCUCUUAGCUGAUCUUCCAGAGAGGGAUUUGGGCCUCACCCGGCAGAUGCUAGAUGAAGGUGCCUUUGAGAUUGUCAUUUCAAGAGUACUUGCUAUCCGGCAGGGGGAGACUAAGGGCAGUCGCUUUGUGACACCAUUUCUGGAAGGACUUGUUCGAGUUCUAGCAAGGGUCACAUUUGCCUUGGAAGAUGAGCCAAGUGCCAUUGAACUUUGCCGCAGGAAUAAUCUUACUGCACUAUUCAUUGAAUUCCUACAGUCUAAUGGACUUGACAAUGUUCAGAUGAAUUCUGCUACAGCCUUGGAGAACUUGUCACAAGAAUCCAAAAAUUUGACAAAAUUGCCCGACUUGCCAAAACCUGGUUUUUGUGCCUCAAUCUUUCCAUGCUUAAGUAAACAACCUGUCAUAACUGGAUUGUGUCGGCUUCACCGUGGAACAUGCUCUCUUAGAGAAAGUUUUUGUCUUUUGGAAGGACAAGCUGUGGAGAAGUUGGUAGCUCUUUUGGAUCACACAAAUGAGAAGGUAGUCGAGGCAGCACUUGCAGCACUAUCCACCAUAUUGGAUGAUGGAGUUGAUAUUGAACAAGGGGUUUUGGUCCUGUGCGAGACGGAGGGAAUCAAGCCUAUACUAGAUGUUUUACUUGAAAAUCGAACAGAAAAUCUGAGGAGGAGGGCAGUUUGGGUGGUUGAGAGAAUUUUGCGGAGUGAUGAAAUAGCCUAUGAAGUUUCUGGAGAUCCAAAUUUGAGUACUGCACUUGUUGAUGCUUUCCAGCAUGGUGACUACCGAACUCGCCAGAUUGCUGAACGUGCCUUAAAGCAUGUUGAUAGAUUACCAAACUUCUCUGGAGUCUUUCCAAACAUGGGAUAGACUUCUGUAUGAGUUUUCUUGGUGUGGUGUGCAAAGCUUCAAAGCGAAGGUAGAUAUUGUUUUAUACAGGUUUACGGCUUACCUUUUGUAAAGGAUUUUGACUAUUGUUCAUUUGUUUUUGAUUAUGCAGUUUCCAUCAAUUUAAAGAUUCUAUUCAUGAACUACAGUUAUAGAAUUAGAAUCAAGAUUGUUAAAUUUAUUCUUGUUUUUCUGCUGGA